Messenger RNA from Andrographis paniculata, 1626 nucleotides. RefSeq lists its product as uncharacterized. Gene Ontology annotation, molecular function: nucleic acid binding; zinc ion binding. The record is from RefSeq and is a predicted model, not a curated record. NCBI's taxonomy places the organism in Eukaryota, Viridiplantae, Streptophyta, Magnoliopsida, Lamiales, Acanthaceae. The coding region runs from base 502 to 1323 and encodes 273 amino acids. The transcript is spliced from 4 exons.
UGAGAAUAAGCAUAAAGCUCAUCUGAUUUGAGUAAAUAAUGGGACAGGUGUACGUUGGAGGAGAUUUGGGUGAAGUUAUAAAAUCCAGAAAGUAUCGGUAGGAGGAAAAAUUGGGGGCAGUAUGUCGAAUUCUCGAGGUGGUGGUGUACGUAGGGCUAUUCAAGGCCCAGAGUUUGAUCCUUCGUCUGAUGAGUCACAGUAUCCUGUGCCAGCGCAUGUACCAACAGAGGCACCUAGUCAGGAUUUCUUUCGGUAGUUUAUGGCCGCGAUGAUGCCUCAACAGAGGAGUUUCAUUGAUGCUGUGAUGCGGCAUAACCCACCAACAUAUUCUGGUUCAGUGGAGCCAGGAGUCCUUGAGUUUUGGGUUGAAAAGAUGGAAAAAUAUUUCGUGUUGUUCAGGUUCCGCCAGAUCAACGAGUUAAUAUUGGAGCCUAUUUCUUGGAAGGCCGAGCAAAUCGGUGGUGGUUAGGUGAAGAAGCUGCAGGUGUAGACCAAGUGGAUAUGACUUGGGAUGAAUUUAAAGCAAAGUUAAAGGCUAGGUUUAUACCGUCGCAUAUUCGAAAAGCGAAGAAGCAAGAAUUGCUGGACUUAAAGCAGGGCUCGAUGUCAGUUGAGGAUUAUUUUGUGAAGUUUAAUGAGUUGGAGACGUAUGUUCCUGACUACUUUUCCUGUGAGCGAGACAGAAUUGACCAUUUUGUAGACGGGUUGCAACACAGAAUUCAAGAAGCUUUAGCGGUGUUGGAUAUCAGUUCAUUGUAUGAGGCUUACGAGCGUGCUGCCCGAUUUUAUCAGAAGCAGGAAGUCAGACAAAAGGAGAGUGAGAAGGAAAUAGGUUAUCAACAUCAGGUUCGAGAUAAGGGAAAAGCUAAAGUGGAGGAUGAGCCCAAGGGUAAAAAGAAAUGGUGGCAAAUGUUCAGGUCUGGGCCAUCGUAUAAGGGGAUUUCGAUUAAUGAACCGAGUCAGGAGAGGUCUCAGCAAUCGGGGGCUGUUUGUCGGCGUUGUGGAACAAGCCACCCAGGUACUCGUUGUGAUAAAGUUCCAUUGACAUGUUUUAAAUGUGGUGGUAGUGGUCACAUUGCCAGGUUAUGUCCAAGUGUGGUAACUGCAAGGGAGUUUCCAGAACCGAGGUUUAGGCCAUGGCAGCCGCCGUCUUCGCAGUCACAAGGGAAAGGAUUAGGAUCAUCUUGGCGAGGGGGACGAAGUCAGUCACGUUCGUCAUCUAGGCAGCCAGGCAGAGGACCUGACCAGCGUGGACGAAUAAAUGUUCUUACCCAAGCAGAAGCUGAUUAUCAUCCAGGUGUACGUUGGAGGAGAUUUGGGUGAAGUUAUAAAAUCCAGAAAGUAUCGGUAGGAGGUACGCAUGGCACCUCCGGGACAGGGGACGUCUCGGGAGAUAGAAAGACGGGCUGAAUGAGUGAACUGCAUCUGAUGUAUUAUAUGUAAAUUCUAACUAGAAAAACCUCCCGUUUUGGGAGUAUGUUUUUGUAAAUAUUUAUAAACUUGUUUUUUUUGGGAAUAAUAAAAUGCUUAUAUAAUUAAUUUUAGCCUUAACACUGUGUUGUGGGGCCCGAAGUAGGAGGUGACGACCUCAUGAUGCAGUGUGGCGGUAGCAUUUCCAGUAUGAGC